Molecule: messenger RNA, 3052 nt
Organism: Amborella trichopoda
Lineage: Eukaryota; Viridiplantae; Streptophyta; Magnoliopsida; Amborellales; Amborellaceae
Product: S-locus lectin protein kinase family protein
Biological process (GO): protein phosphorylation
Molecular function (GO): protein serine/threonine kinase activity; ATP binding
Source: RefSeq, a predicted model, not a curated record
UGAGUAAGAGAUGGGCCAAUACCCACUCAGCCUUAGAAGCCCUUCCAAACAUGGCUUUCUCUUUCUUAUGUGAAGCCCUUCUCUCUAACCAGAGGCCGUUAGAACUUUCUCUCUCUACAAUCCUCUCACUGAUUGCCAUCCAGUAAGGCCUUUCUCUCUCUACAAAUGGGGUCUUCAAAACCAAGCCUGUAUCUAAUCUUCUCUCUCCUCCCCCAUCUCUGCAUAUGCGGCCCCAUCUUCUCAAACCUCAUCUUCCCCAAUUUCACAGCAACCAACCUCGAUUUCGUUGACAAUGGCGGAGUCUUCUUAUCCUCGAUUAACAACACAUACAGCGCCUCAAUCUACAAUCCAGCAGGUGAUAACAAUUUCUACCUCUGCGUUCUCCACACCUCCUCCAACCGCCUCAUAUGGUCGGCCGAUCGAGACACACCGAUCUCAAAUUUCGGCCAAUUGAGCUUAACUCGUGGUGGUUUCUCUCUGUAUAGAGAUGACGGAACUCUGGCUUGGUCUGCCGGAAUCCUCGCCAGAGAAGUUUCUGGCCUCCAACUCAAAGAUUCCGGCAACCUCGUCCUCUUGGACACAUCAAAUAGAACUCUUUGGCAAAGCUUCGACUACCCAACUGAUACAGUCCUAAUUGGGCAGCCACUUGUCACCGGAAAGUCCAUAAUUGCCUCAACUUCCGGAGCUAAUCCGACUUCGGGCGACUACUCAGUCUCUGUCUCUGAAGCUGAUUUGAGUGCAAUUUGGUCAGGCCAAAAGUACUGGAGUCUAGCAAAUGAUCCGAUCGCAACGAAGGACGCAAACGGGCGGGUAACGCAAAUGGCUGUUAACUCUUCGGGCCUCUAUCUACUUUCAGGUGAGCCAGGCUCUCCAGAUGUGGUCGUAAUAUGGCAAGUCAGCUUACCGGCAGCUGCAUUCCGGCUAGCUACGGUGUAUCCCGACAGCCGGUUCGCUGUCCUGAGCUUUGCAUCUGGGUCAUGGAAUGAAGACUUUGUGAGGCCUGAUGAUCCAUGCUCUUGUCCUUUGGCCUGCGGUAGUAUCGGGCUAUGCAGAACGUCGGCAGGUGCAGGGUCUCCAUAUUGCAGCUGUCCGUCGAGUUUUCCAGCUGCCGACUCAGCUGACCCAAGCCACGGGUGCACACCCCCCAUCUCUGCACCCUCGUGUGCAUCAAACAAGUCCAUCGAGUACCUCAGUUUUGGUACCAGGGUCACUUAUUUUGCGACCCGGUACUCCGAGCCUAUCGAGUCUGUUAACCAGUCUGGGUGCGAGGCGCUGUGCACGGGCAACUGUACAUGCCGCGGGUUCUUUUACUCUAACCAGACAGGGUUCUGCUUCUUGCUUCGGGAUCGGGUCGGAUCAGUUCGGGUUGGCGAUGACUCGCGUAGCUCUGGGUAUCUCAAAGUGCUUGCAGCCAUAGAAGAUGGCCACCGAGUCGACUCCGAAGCCGUGCCUCUUGUGGCCUUUAUACUCGCACCGAUCGGUGGAGCAUUGCUGAUCACGGCUAUUUUGGCAGGUGGAAUCACUUGGUGGCGGAAGACUUCGUCGAAACCUGUGGCUAAAAAGGCAGCAAAGAUGGUAGAUUCAGACUCAGACUUAGAAUUCAAGUUGAUCCCAGGUCUCCCUGUUCGAUUCAGUUUCUCAGAGCUUGAGUUGGCCACGGAGCAUUUCAAGAACCAAAUCGGGUCAGGUGGGUUCGGUGCGGUGUAUAAGGGCGUGCUUCCUGACACGACUGUGGUCGCCGUGAAAAGGAUUAACAGCGUCGGAAUCCAAGGGAAACGUGAGUUCUACACCGAGAUCGCGACGAUUGGGAGUAUCCACCAUGUGAACCUGGUUCGACUGCGCGGCUUCUGCACAAAGGGGGCACAAAGGCUUCUAGUCUAUGAAUACAUGAACCUGGGUUCACUCGACCGCACUCUGUUUGAGGGUGGUGCACGCGUGCUGGGCUGGGGCGAGCGGGUUGAGAUCUCCCUUGGUGCAGCACGGGGGCUCGCAUACCUUCAUGGCGGGUGCCGGCAGAAGAUCAUCCACUGCGAUGUGAAGCCAGAGAACAUACUUCUCAAUGAUUCGGGGGAGGUGAAGCUCUCAGACUUUGGAUUGUCGAAGCUUUUGACGCGGGAACAGUCUGAGAUGUUCACCACGAUGCGGGGCACAAGGGGCUACCUCGCGCCUGAGUGGCUCACCACCGCCGCCAUCUCGGAGAAGACCGAUGUGUAUAGUUUUGGGAUGGUUCUUCUCGAGAUCGUGAGGGGCCGUAAAAAUUGUCUCGGGGGAGGCGGGGGCCAGUAUUUCCCGAUGCUCGCGCUUGAGAUGCAUGAGAAUGGGCGGUACAUGGAGCUAGUGGACCCAAGGCUCGGGGGGGAGGUGGAUGCAGAGGAGGUGCGGCGUGUGGUGCGUGUGGCUUUGUGUUGUGUGCACCAGGAACCAGCAUUGAGGCCGUCAAUGGCUGCGGUGGUGGCGAUGUUGGAGGGGCGAGUGGAAGUCGGUGAGCCGAGGGUCGAGUCGCUUACAUUUUUGAGGUUCUAUGGGCGGAGGUUCAGUGAACCGUCGAGGCUCGGAUCUGAGAGCGAGAGGGGACCGAACCACGGGACUGCAUCGUCCAGUGGCUCUUUGGCGCCCACAACGCUCACUGAGUAUUACAUUUCUGCACAGGAGGUGUCCGGUCCGAGGUGAGGUGACGGCAGUGCCGCAAUCCUGCCGGACAAGGGACAUUCCGGCCGAAAUACCAUACCCUACAUGUGUAUAAUGGUGCGACGUAUGGUGCUUGAUACAGGUAUACCAUGAGGCUGUCUGCUACAUGUCCGUGAUGCUGGAUCGCUGAGAUCAAUUUUGCCUGGCUUGGGAGAAUGUCUGCAACUGAAAAUUACAUCAUGCACCACUUAUGUAUGGUAUAUGAUGUCUAGUAUAUGGUGUUAUUGUGCAUAGUUUCCCUUUGGGUCAUUCCCCGCUGCUGGGGUUCAUUAAGUUUCCUAUUCUUUUUUCUUAAAUCUUCAAUCAUGGAUUCUACGUAUAUGAUGCUUGUUGCUCAGCAAAAUCAAUGUAGUGUGAAUAGCAA